AUGGGCCAAAGAGGCACCAUCCCUCCUCACAUAGAAAACCUCUCCUUCCUACUAUCCCUCGACAUUACAAACAAUAGUUUCCAUGGCAAUAUCCCUAGAGAGAUAGGUCUGUUGAGUAGAGUUGAGGCUAUCAUUUUCCUUUUCAACGACUUUACAGGAAACCUUCCUAAAGACAUUAGAAAGCUUGCUAGUCUGGAGUUUUUGGAUCUGAGGUGGAACCGACUUUCGGGCUCCAUACCUGCCUCCAUCUUCAACAUCUCCUCGCUGGAGAGUAUUAGACUCAACCAUAAUAGCCUAUCGGGUAACCUUCCAAUGGAUAUAUGUUACCGUGUUCCAAAACUUUACAGACUUGGUAAAAUUCCACAAGAGUUGGGAAAUUUUCAUAUUUUGGAGAUGCUAGCAAUUGAUGAUGCUGGCCUCACUGGUACCAUCCCAUCUUCUGUCUUUAACAUUUCUUCUUUGAAAAAGCUUUAUAUGGAUAGGAAUAAAUUAACUGGUACUCUGCCGCGGGGUAUGAGCUGGCAUCUUCCUAUGCUUGAAGUAGUUUAUCUUGGCAGCAAUGAACUGUAUGGAAGCAUUCCAAGAGAAAUUGGAAACUCUACUUCACUCAUCGAAUUACAUCUUCGAUAUAAUAGUUUGACUGGUCAAUAA
Molecule: messenger RNA, 651 nt
Organism: Cornus florida
Lineage: Eukaryota; Viridiplantae; Streptophyta; Magnoliopsida; Cornales; Cornaceae
Product: LRR receptor-like serine/threonine-protein kinase RGI5
Exons: 3
Coding region: 1-651 (216 amino acids)
Molecular function (GO): protein binding
Source: RefSeq, a predicted model, not a curated record